AUGAAGAACUACCUUGGUAUCGUAAACAAUUUUGUAGGGGCAUUUCAUGAUGCUGUUGUGUUAUAUGCGCUUGCUUUAAAUGAAACUAUUGAGGCUGGUCAACCGAUUUCUAACGGUACUGCUGUCACACAUAGAAUGUGGGACAGGACAUUUAAUGGCAUAACAGGCACGGUUGCUAUAGACGAAAAUGGUGAUAGAUUGAUGGAUUAUUCCCUUCUUGAUAUGGAUCCACAUACAGGACAGUACCAGGUUGUUGCCAAUUAUUAUGGAAAAUCGAAACAAGUGGAAUUUGUGCCAGGAAAACAAAUUCACUUUGGUGCUGACAACGAUGAACCUUCAACAGAUACUAAACAGAAUAAGUCUGAUAAACAACAGGGGAUCAGUGAGAUGUUGGAAGAAUUGCAGAAAUCUUUCGCUAAAGUCACCGCAGCUGUAGAAGAGCAUAGAAUCAAACUGGCAGCUAUCACAAAAUUGAUAGACGAAGAAUGAGAUGACAGAAAAGAUGAAGGCCGACGUUAUGGGAAAUACGAAUACGAAAAUAAUGAUUUUCAUAUUUUCUUAUUGAGAUUUAUGACGAAGUUGUAUUACUGAUAUAUACAGUAACCUCUGUACAUGUAUAUAUACCAAUUAUAAACUUGAAGCAUUA
This is a messenger RNA of Ruditapes philippinarum (Manila clam), 646 nucleotides long. Its product is annotated as receptor-type guanylate cyclase gcy-28-like. The transcript has 5 exons. Gene Ontology annotation, cellular component: membrane. The record is from RefSeq and is a predicted model, not a curated record. Lineage: Eukaryota; Metazoa; Mollusca; Bivalvia; Venerida; Veneridae. Bases 1 to 489 code for a protein of 162 amino acids.